AUGGUCCCAGCGAAACCUAAAAACAUUGUCAUCGUAGGAGGCUCGUUGGGCGGUCUGUUAACAGGCGUUGCGUUAAAACGCUUGCGGAAAGACCUUAUCGUUCGCAUAUUUGAACGCAAUCCUACGCCACUUCUCCAAGACCAGGGCGCAGGUGUUGUGGCAGGCCAGGAUGUGCAAAAAUUCUUCAAUACUUACGACCAAACUCAAACACCUUUGGCAGUUCCGAGCCACCAGCGGUUGUAUCUCGACAAGGCAGGCAACGUUAUCAGUUGUCACGACCAAGAGCAGCGCAUGACAAGCUGGGACUUGCUGUACCAUGUGCUCCGGACGAACUAUGAUGGCACAAAGACUGACUAUGCGGAGGUCCCUGUACCAGAAGAUGGCGAAGGCAGAACCUCAUACGAGUAUGGAUGUACAGUGACGAGCGUCUCGGUACCAAAUCCAUCUGCAACGCAACUGGAUUUCUCAGACCCCAUCCAAGUCACCUACCGACACAAAGCCGGAGCCAUAUCCACGGCCGAGGCUGACCUAGUCAUCGCAGCCGAUGGACCCAGCUCCCAGAUCCGCACCGAGUACUUUCCAGACGUGAAGCGAACAUACGCAGGCUACGUUGCAUGGCGCGGCACCGUCCCUGAGACGCAAGUCUCGCAAUCUGCACUCGACGUCUUUGUCGAGAAAUUCCCCUUCUACCACGCCCCAGGCAUGCAGAUCCUCGCAUACACGAUCCCAGGCAAACGCGGGACCACGAUGCCAGGCGAGCGGCUGCUGAACUGGGUGUGGUAUGUCAACUACGCGGAAGACUCGCCCGAGCACAUCGAGCUCAUGACGGACAAGCACGGAACCAGACACCACAUUACCCUUCCGCCUGGCGGCAUCAAAGACGACGUCUGGACACGCCAGAAACAGUUCGCGAUGCAAGUUUUACCCCCUCAAUUCGCCGAGCUCGUCACAAAAACGCAAAUCCCUUUUAUCCAAGCCAUCACAGACGUACUUGCCCCGGCGGCCUUGGUCAAUGGCGGCAGGCUGCUUCUGCUUGGAGAUGCGCUCGCGGGCUUCAGACCACACACAGCAGCCAGCACGAACCAGGCUGCGCUCGACGCAACCAAGCUUGCUGCUGCGCUGGACCGCGUGUUGCAAGGGGACACGCGAGCACUGCACCAGUGGGGAAACGAAGUCGUGGAAUACGGAAACAAGUUGCAAAAACACGGUGUGCACAUGGGUGAUAAAAGCCAGUUUGGAGAGCAUCCUAUGCAGCAGACAUAA
Molecule: messenger RNA, 1263 nt
Organism: Exserohilum turcica Et28A
Lineage: Eukaryota; Fungi; Ascomycota; Dothideomycetes; Pleosporales; Pleosporaceae
Exons: 1
Coding region: 1-1263 (420 amino acids)
Molecular function (GO): FAD binding
Source: RefSeq, a predicted model, not a curated record